CUCCCGCUUCAGCUCGUCGAAUCACAGGAUCCACCGCCGCGAAUAAGACUCGCCCAUCAUCCGGGGCUGAACACUCCACUAGUAGCAUUUAAGCAUAGUUUCGUUUUGCCUCUAUUCCCCAUGGGCUGGCGGGCUAAGCUGCACUUGGAUGGGGCUGAUUGGACUAGAACCUGGAGCUGGACGGUCUAACAGCCCGGGAGGGCCUGGAUGGUCGGGGUUUUGCCUUGUCGGUUUGCUGCUCUCGGUCUGCGAGGCACUGAUUGGGCUCUUGUUUGGAGGUGCUGCUACUAAUUGCUGUCGCCAUGGACUGGACUGGACUGGAUCGGAGCUGGCUUGGGCUGGAAGAGCCGCAUUGGGAGAGGAAGCGGUAGGAAGGAUUUCUUCUGCUUGUUUCAUUUCCUUUUAUUUUCUUUUCCUCACUCCCUUUUAUAGCGAUUGUUACUGAAGAAGAUCUGGCGCUUCUGCUCUUGGGUGUCUCCUUGGUUGUUUAUAGAACUGAGUCGAUGUUAGAGCGCGCUCGCUUCACACUUGUUUAGACGCUGCUGCCCCGUUCCUCUAUUCUUCCACGUCUACGGAUAUG
Molecule: messenger RNA, 580 nt
Organism: Trichoderma asperellum CBS 433.97
Lineage: Eukaryota; Fungi; Ascomycota; Sordariomycetes; Hypocreales; Hypocreaceae
Source: RefSeq, a predicted model, not a curated record